Messenger RNA from Pteropus alecto (black flying fox), 2712 nucleotides. RefSeq names its product Fanconi anemia complementation group G (gene FANCG). NCBI's taxonomy places the organism in Eukaryota, Metazoa, Chordata, Mammalia, Chiroptera, Pteropodidae. Gene Ontology annotation, molecular function: protein binding. The transcript is spliced from 14 exons. Gene Ontology annotation, cellular component: Fanconi anaemia nuclear complex. The record is from RefSeq and is a predicted model, not a curated record. The coding region runs from base 543 to 2423 and encodes 626 amino acids. Gene Ontology annotation, biological process: interstrand cross-link repair.
AGGGCGAAAUCCAACAGACCUGAAGUGUGGUAACGAGGAAAGGGCUGAGCCACGGGUUCUGGCACCAAGAUCGAUUUCUCAAAGCUCUGGCUUCGGCGAGGGCCGAGCAGGCAGAACGGUGGGUCCCAAGCCUUCCCUCUCAGUCGCACCUUCCGCUCUUGGCUCACCCCUGCUCCCUGCCCCGCCUCGCCCCCGGCUCCGCCCCCGCCUUCCUCACUGGUCUAUCGGGACUCGUUUCUUUCUUGAGUUUCCCGCGGGAACUAUCUCUCAAAGACGACCAACCGCAGCCGAGAGUUUGCCGUCCCGGUCAAUAAGAGGCUAGGGUGGAAGAGGCGGAGGUGGAAGCCACCUCAGGCUGCGAGGAGAGAGUACAUUUCUCUCAGCAGUGGCAGGUCGCCCGGCUUGGAGCCCGAGGGUUGCAAAGGAGACGCGGCGGGGUGCGGAAGUCCACAGACCCCUCUGCGCGCCGGUGCGGGCUUCGGCGGCGCCAGGCUUGCCUUUUAGCAGCCCUCUCCAGGUGUCCAGGACCAGCUUUGGCCACUAUGUCCCACCAGAUCCCUCUGGACUCCUUGGUGCCACAAGCCAACUGCCUGGACCUGUGGAGGGACAAGAAUGAUCAACUAGUUCGGCAGGCCAAGGUGGCUCAAGACUUGGGUCUGCCUCUGAGGCGACAGCAGUUGGCUCAAGAUGCACUGGAAGGGCUCAGGGGACUCCUCGAUAGUCUGCAGGGGCUCCCUGCAGCUGUUCCAGUUCUCCCCUUGGAAUUGACUGUCAUCUGCAACUUCAUUACCCUGAGGGCGAGCCUGGCCCAGAGUUUCACUGAGGACCAGGCACAGGAUAUCCAACGGGGCCUAGAGAGAGUGCUGGAGACCCAGGAACAGCUGGGGCCCAGGCUGGAAUGUGGGCUCAGGGGGCUGUGGAGCUCCGUUCUCUGUGCUUCCUCCCUUCUACCGGAGCUGCUGCCUGCCCUUCACCACCUGGCUGGCUUGCAGAUUGCCCUCUGGCUGAGCACUGACUGUCUUGGGGACCUGACCUUGCUGUUGCAGACCCUGAACGACAGCCAGAGCAAGGCCUCUGAGGAUCUGCUGAUGCUUCUAAAAACUUGGAGCCCACCAGCAAAGGAGUCAAAUGCCCCAUUGACCCUGCAGGAUGCUUGGGGCUUGAGAGAUGUCCUUCUGACAGCAUCUGCCUAUCGCCAAGGCCUCCAGGAGCUGAUAACAGGGAGUCUGCCCAGGGCACUGAGCAGCCUGCAUGAAGCGGCCUCAGGUCUGUGCUCACGGCCUGUGUUGGUCCAGGUGUACACAGCCCUAGGGACUUGUCUCCGUAAGAUGGGCAGUCCACAGAGAGCUCUGUUAUACUUGGUUGCAGCCCUGAAAGGGGGAUCAACCUGGGGACCUCCACUUAUGGAGGCCUCCAGGUUAUAUCGGCAACUGGAGAACACAGCAGCGGAGCUAGAGAGUCUGGAGCUUCUGGUGGAGGCCUUGAGUAUCACUCAUAGCUCAGAAGUAUCCCAUCUUCUUAUUGGGGUAGAGUUGUUACUCCCACAACCUGACCCAGCCUCACCACUUCACUGCGGCACACAGAGCCAGGUCAAGCACCUGCUAGCAAGCCGAUGCCUACAGACAGGAAGGGCAGAGGAUGCUGCAGAGCAUUACUUGGACCUGCUGGCUUUAUUGCUAGAUGACUCGGAGCCAAAGUUCUUCCCACCCCCCUGCCCCCCAGGGCCUUGUAUGCCUGAGGUGUUCUUGGAGGCAGCAGCAGCGCUUAUCCAGGCAGGCCGAGCCCAGGAUGCUUUGACCAUAUGUGAAGAACUGUUCAGCCGCACGUCAUUUCUGCUUCCCAAGAUGCCUUGGCUGUGGGAAGAUGCCAGAAAAGGAACCAAGGAGUCAUCACACUGCCCACCCUGGGUCUCUGCCAUGCACCUGCUUCAGGGCCAAGCCUGGGUGCGACUGGGGGCCCAAAAAGAGGCAAUUAGUGAAUUUAGCCGGUGCCUUGAGCUACUCUUCCAGGACACACCCAAGGACAAAGAACAAGGGCCUGCUUCCAACUGUGAACAGGGGUGUACGUCAGAUAUGGCAUUACAACAGCUUCGGGCAGCUGCCCUGAUUAGUCGUGGACUGGAAUGGGUAGCCAGUGAUCAGGAUACCAAAGCUCUACAGGACUUCCUCCUUAGUAUACAGGUGUGCCCAGGUAAUCAAGAUGCUUCCUUUCACCUGCUUCAGACUCUGAGGAAGCUGGAUCGGAGGCAUGAGGCCACCGCUCUCUGGAGGAGGCUGGAGGCCCAAACUAAGUUGCCACAGGAGAAUGCUACUUGGUGUGUCCCCCUGUACCUUGAAACAUGUUUGAGCUGGAUUCAUCCUCCUGACCGUGAAACCCUUCUUGAAGAGUUUCGGACAUCUGUGCUGGAGACUUGUGACCUGUAGCUGCCAUGUUUUGAAGACUCUGAGCUGGGGCCCCGGUGGACUAUCUUUCUGUGGGGAGGGCUUUCUUCUUUACCAUCCUUGGAGAAUAUGGCUGGAGCUGACCAUUCCUAUAUAAGUCUGGCUUUGGAAAUAGACUUGAAAAUUUUUUGGCCCAGUUACUGCUAUCUGGUUCCAGAGGACCCCCUACCCCCACCCCCAUGCCCUCAUCUGCCACCAACAAGGCAUUGACUUUGCUUGUGGCACCUUUUUUCCUGUUUCUCCUUGUGUUGAGUAAAAUCUUUUAUCUAUC